This is a messenger RNA of Melanotaenia boesemani (Boeseman's rainbowfish), 4105 nucleotides long. Its product is annotated as 4-galactosyl-N-acetylglucosaminide 3-alpha-L-fucosyltransferase 9-like. The transcript has 4 exons. NCBI's taxonomy places the organism in Eukaryota, Metazoa, Chordata, Actinopteri, Atheriniformes, Melanotaeniidae. The coding region runs from base 461 to 1621 and encodes 386 amino acids. Gene Ontology annotation, molecular function: alpha-(1->3)-fucosyltransferase activity. Gene Ontology annotation, cellular component: membrane. The record is from RefSeq and is a predicted model, not a curated record.
GGUUAGACUACCAUCCUCCACACAGACUCCUACAGACAAAUCCAGUCAACAUUUAAAAAAUCAUCAGAGCCUUUUGAAAAGCAGCCUGCUUAUCUUCCUCGUCUUCUUUUAAAGCUACGUAAGCACUAACUCACAAAGAAGAUCGGUACAGCCCUCUGUUUCCUCCAGUUACCACAAUCUCAGAUAUUUUGUGGAUUUUCAACAUACAGUCAAAACCAGGAGACAUUUGAAAGACCUGCUGAUUCAUGAAGAAAUACACAUCAUUGGAUAACUAAGGACCCUUGCUAUUCUACUCAGGAGCAGAGAAGCAUCUCACAUCUGUGACCUGCAGUUUUUCUUUUUCUUUUUUUUAUCAACAGUAACUCACAAAGAAGAUCGGUACAGCCCUCUGUUUCCUCCAGUUACCUCAAUCUCAGCUAUUUUGUGGAUUUUCAACAUACAGUCAAAACCAGAACAGAAUAUGUCAACCACAGCUUUUCACAAAAUCCUACGACCCCUUCUGCUUGCUACUUUCAUUUUGGUAUGCUUUGUGACUUUAUUUUUUAUGUAUUUUAAGCCAUCCACCAACUGGUUUUAUGGUCCAUUGGAUUCAACUGUUUUCACAGACCAGGUGAAGAAUCUGUUUUCCACCAAGAGUGAUAAAAACAUGACUACUUUUGGUCCAAUAGAACCAACAGCUUACACGGAGCAGGUCAAGACACACCCUGUUACUGAGAGCAGUAAAAUCAUGACCGUUGUGCUGGUCUGGCUUUGGCCCUUUGGACAAGCCUAUGAUCUGAAUGUCUGUAGCUCUCUUUUCAACAUUGAGGGCUGUUUCAUCACAGCAGACAGAAACCUCUACAACAAGUCAGAUGGUGUUGUCAUCCAUCACCGAGACAUCUCUGGUGAUCUAUCCAAUCUGCCGAAGCUCCAGCGGCCAUCAUUUCAAAAGUGGAUAUGGAUGAACUUGGAGUCACCGUCUCAUUCAUCUAAGCUACCUGGCAUGGCAAACUUGUUCAAUCUUACACUUAACUAUCGUCGGGAUGCUGACAUUGAAGUGCCCUAUGGGUCCAUUAUACCUUCAGAGACUCAGGAGGCAUUUGUACCACCUAAAAAAGAUAAGCUGGUAUGCUGGAUUGUGAGCAACUGGAACCAGAACCAUUUGCGUGGGAAAUAUUACAAUGAUUUAAAAAAUCAUGUUGAGGUUCAUGUAUAUGGAAAUGCCUUUGGGAAUCCCAUCUCUGACCAAGAUUUUAGCCCCACCAUGGCUAGCUGUAAGUUCUACUUGGCUUUUGAGAACUCAGUCCACAAAGACUACAUUACUGAAAAACUGUACAACCCUCUCUCUGUGGGCACAGUGCCAGUAGUUCUGGGUACAACCAGAAAGAACUACGAGAACUUUAUUCAACAAGAUGCCUUCAUCCAUGUAGAUGAUUUCAACUCACCCAAGGAACUGGCAGAGUACUUGACACUUCUAGACAAAAAUGAUGAAAUGUACCUUAAUUACUUCAAGUGGCGGCAACACUUUACAGUAAAGAAGGCAUAUUUUUGGUCAGAGCACACAUGCUUGGCAUGUGAUUACCUCAAAAGGCACAAAGAGUACCAAGCAUUUAAUAAUCUUGACGAGUGGUACUGGGGCUAAUGGUGUAUUUAAGGGACUUUGCUGUGCUCAUCACCUUCUUGUGAACACACAACACAGUGAAGAAGUGGUAGCUCAGGAAAAUAUAAAUAUAAUAUCUCAGCAAAGCCUAGAAAAAAAGGGUAGUCAAAUAGUUUCAUGUAAAUAUAUUUCUCAGUACAGUAGGUGACAUUGUUUUCUGAAGUUGGUAUUUUGUUUAUUCAUGAAUCUGCAGCUCUUUGAACGGCAGACAGCUGCCGUAUUAAAUGCACAGAAUGUUUAAGAAAGUAUCAGUCUAAAUUUUUUAUAUAUCGUACCAAUUUCAGAAGAAAAGUUAUCGGUUUGACAGUUGUUUUAAAUGCAAACAGCAUUACAUGACUAUUAUUAUCAUAUAUAUAUAUGUAUAUUUUUUUUUUUUUGUAAAAAAAGUUGAGUGAAACUGUGUUACAACUAUAUGCAACUGUGUUGGCAGCUUUGUUGUGGAAGUAACAAACAUAUUUAAAUAUUUCCUCGUUCUCAAAGUCACCAACCAGUAACAUGGGAUGAACCAUCAUAGAAUCUGGUCCUGAUGACAAAAAACCUGUUAAUCAAGCUUUUACAGCUACAAUCGACUGGGUCAAAGCCCGUCUUCAAGCGGAAGUCAUUCCUGCAUGUUCGACAGUCAUGAGGCCUUUCAACACUGCAUUAAUGAAGGAAACGUACAAUGUGUUGUAUAUAUUUUUUAACGUCCAAAUUUACUUCACAAAGGGCAAAUGUCAGCAGGUGAAUUCCACUUUAUAUCCAUUAGUGAUGAAUGCUGCUUUAAGAGUAUUUGAAUCAAACCACAAACCAAGAAACACUUGAAGUGGAUAAACAGUUAUAGGGGUUUUAAAACUGGGGGUCUUAAGGUAAACACAAAACAUUUGAGAACUACUGUCGUAGACAAUGCUUUCAGUGUCGAGGCAGGCUCAGUAAAUUUUUCUAUCAGGUGGUAAUCCUGUAGGCAUAACCUUACCAAAAAACAUGUACCAAAAUGUAAAACAGAGAAACAGUUCUUUUGAUGAGGAUUUGUGUGACUCACUGUGCAUUUGGCUGUCUUAGAUGGAGAUAAUGUUGGUUCAGAAACUAUCAGGAAAGACCUUCAGUUGUUCCACAGAUUAACAAUGAAAUUCCCAAUCAUGGUUUCAUUGUACAGUCCUAACUCAUGAAUGAAACCAAAGCUUUCUUGUGCUGUGCAUUUGGAAUGUGUUUCCUCUUCUCUUCUUUUUCCUUCACUUUCUUACCUAUCAUAGAAACAUUCAUGCAGUGUAACUGCCCUGCCCCUUGUUUGAGUCUGUGAAUGUGUCUCAGCACCAGGAGGUGAUAUUUAUGCUGUUUAACAUGAUGCUAAUUUUGUUAAUAUCCUUAAAAUAAAUUAAUAAUGCUGUUUACUGACUUAUAUGAAUGUGUGUGGUGGGUUGGAGUUGGGGAGCAGAGGGUUACCAGGACUGAUUCUAGUCCACCAGUGUACAGAAAUAAUCAGUUUGUUUUUUUUUUAUUUGUUUGUUUUUUGUGAAAUCAUUGUAUUUUGCCAGAUGUUUUGUUUCUGGUGUCUGAUGUUGCCAUAAGGGAAAUAAAAGAUGUGAAUAAAUGGGUAAAUAGGGUACAGUUCUUUUUGGAAAGGAAUACUUAGUCCUACCAAGACAACAUUCCUAAGAAAUUAUAUUUGGUUUGGAAGCUUAUUUUUAAUUUGAGAACGAUGUUUUUAAAGGUAUUUUUCUGUGGAUGACUACACAUACAUUUUUCAAGAAGAUAAGAUUUAUACAUUAAGUCUAUCAUUUAUUCACAUCACAUUCACACACUGGUGGUGGGUCAUGGGAGCGGACUGAUGGAAAUGUGGCAGUGCCACACCAACCACUCUUUGAACCCAUUGCCGACCCCGUCUAUAUUGUGUGUAUUGCUGCAGUAGCAAAUCUUGAAUUUGGAAAAAUCAUUUUGUUUAAUAUCUUGUUUUAAGGUCUUUUCUCUUAAAGUGAGAAAGAGAUUAUUUCUCUGGAUUAUAGUCUGACUCUUUUCAAUUUAAGUAUUUUUAUAGCCGAUUUUUGCAGUGUGAAUCGUACUUGACAAGUUUCCACAGAUAAAACUGGGCCGGAAAGACAGUGUGAUCUUAAACAGUGUCUUAGUGAUAUGAUUUAACCUAACAUGCAUGUAAAUUAAUCAAUUGAAGAUAACUAAAAAAAAGACAUAUACUCUUAAAGCAUCCAAUCCAGCUUUAUAUAAAGAGCACAUGUGAAUUGCAUGUGGUUGUCUGUAAGUUUGCCCAAUUAAUUUCUUUUUGAUAUUUUUACUUUCUGUUGUUUUUUACUUUUGUUUUCUACUUUAGUUUUUAACUCGUUUUUUGAUGUUUCAGGUGAUUGAUAAUAUCUAGGUCUUGCGCUUAUGCGCUUCAGAUCUAUUUAUUUAGAUAAACGUUACCUUGAAAGAGAGAACCGAGGGAACAGAUGUUUGAAUGAACUGGAGCAGGUGAUUUAGAACAUGUGGGAUUUUUCA